Closterium sp. Naga37s-1 is the source of this 738-nucleotide messenger RNA. The record is from the annotation of a GenBank genome assembly. NCBI's taxonomy places the organism in Eukaryota, Viridiplantae, Streptophyta, Zygnematophyceae, Desmidiales, Closteriaceae.
AUGGCGGACUCCGCCGCUUCUGCGGCGGCGCAACCCGAAAGCAACAGCGCUGCCGGAAGCGGCGGCGGCGGCGGCGGGGGGUGCGCGCGGCCGGAGAAGCCGAACACGACGGUGGGGAAGAUUCGCGAGCACGUGAACGAGUUUGUGACUUAUCGCUUCUCUGAAUUUUUGUUAAAUUACAACCCUUCUCAUCUCUCUUUCCCCACCUCCCAACCUUCCACCCACACCCUUUCCCCUUUUCUCCUCCACCUUCCUCUCCCUCUUUUUCCCCACCUUCCCCUCCCGCCUUCCGCUCCCGCCUUCCCCUCCCGCAUUCUUCUCCCUCUUUCCUGCCCCGCCUUCCUCUCCCUCUUUCCUGCCCCGCCUUUCUCUCCCUCUUUCCUGCCCCGCCUUUCUCUCCCUCUUUCCUGUCCCGCCUUUCUCUCCCUCCUCCCUCACCUUCCUCUCUCACCUUCCUCUCUCACCUUCCUCUCUCACCUUCCUCUCUCACUUCCUCGCUCACCUUCCUCUCCCUCUUUCCUCUCUCACCUUCCUCUCCCUCUUUCCUCUCUCACCUUCCUCUCCCUCCUUCCUCUCUCACCUUCCUCUCCCUCUUUCCUUCUCUCACUUUCCUCUCCCUCUUUCCUUCUCUCACCUUCCUCUUCCACUAUCUCCAGAUGUUUGGGUUCAAAAAGAAUUCCCCAGCGCCGCCCCCUCGCAACGUCGUCAUCCCAUUGGUCGCUCACACAGGCACUGUAG